GGCACUUGGUCGAGCGCGCCGCGGGCGGGACUGGAGGAGCUGUGGGUAAGCUAUCAGCGUAUCAAUAGUUGCUUCGCGGAUGUGGUCAUACGGACGAGUCAUCACACCGAUCUCUUCUGGAUCCAGGACUACCAUCUCCUCAUGCUCCCGCAGUACCUCACGCGGAAAAUACGGAAGGCAAAGUAGGGCGGAACCAUGUUCUUUUGUGACACUAUAUAUUAUAACUUAGAUAUGACAGGCUAGAAGGUAAAUGAAUGAAUGAAUGAAUGACAACAUAUAACUUAGAUUGAUAAACAGUUGUCAUAUCAGUCAGAAGCUUAUUAAUGUACUUAGAUGGACAGACUGUCACAAGAAAGUGACCGUACUAAGGUAAAUCAAAAAGAGCGUUCAUAUCAGAAGCAUAUUAUAGAUAGAUAGAUAGAGAGACAGACAGACAGACAGUUACAACAAGAAGGUGACCGUACGAAGGUAAGUCAAAAGAACCAACAAUUUUUCUACUUAUGGGCACGAGCUAAGUAAGUACUUGAUGAGGCCGUUGUAUGUACAUCUAAGAGAUUGAUUAUCUGCUGCAAGGAUGUCUUAAUCAAAAUCAUAUUCAAGAAGUCAGCAUUAUCCAGUCUCCAUUCUACGCAUGAUUAUUGCCUAUCCUGCCCUUGACGUUCAUCAUUCCCCUUCCUCUCCUUCAUUCCUCUAUCGGCUUGUACCUGCACACACCGUUCCCGAGCUCAGACAUUUUCAAGUGUCUCCCAUGGCGGGAAGAAAUACUACGUGCGAUGCUAUGCGCAGAUCUUGUAGGAUUUCAGUUUUUCGAGUAUGUCCGCAAGUUCUUCAUCACUGUAAAAAAGUUCUUGGGACUCGACUACCAAUUUCUGCGCUACGGGCAGAUGGCAGUGGAAUACGGCGGCAGGAAUGUAAUUUAUGACCAAGGAAUUUGGAAGAGUGCUUGAGGAAAUGGGUGUGCCCAGUCCUGGCUGAUUGCUGUUGCGGUCGUGGUUUAUUCCACUUCUUUUAGUAAUUACACUGUGAUAGAAGAGAUGAUGAAUGAACUUCGAAUUUUCCCGUGACUAGAGGACAAGUAUCUUUGUUUCAUGCCUCGGUCACAGUUGGUCACGUGAUGGUAAAUGUCGCGGAGGUUGCGCAGGCGGCGAGCAAAUUAGGCGAGCUAAAAGAAGCCCUUAGAGCUGACGACCUUUCGGCUGCGCAGAACACUCAGCGAGGAUUGUUGGAGGACGCAACACACGAGAGACCAGUAGUUGUUAUGGUUUACCGAACAAUUGUAUUCUUCACUACCAUUCAUGAUCUUGACUUGUUUUCCAAUAGGAAGGAAUAAGAAGUCAACAAGGAUGAUCUCUCUGAAGAAUGUAAUGGCGCAACCCCUGCUAAGGUACAGUCGGAUGUUGUUGAGGGUCGUGCCUUGGCAAGAGAAGGAGGAGGAGGAGGGCACUCAGCUGCUCUGUUUAGCAGUGGUGGUGCGGAAUUUGGGGGUCUAGAAUUUGUUCCCGCACGAUCAAGUGGUGCGCGUGUGAUCCAACAAAGCGGCUACUCUGUAGGCACUCCGGGAACCACGACGAGUGUUAAGCAAAGGACUGAAAUAAGUACAAGUACAGUUCGUUGAGCUCCUUGAGCAGAAAAUAACAGCCCCUCUUUUAUUUAAAACUGAUCGAUGAUAGAUAACUAUAACUUGCUUGAGCAAUGAAUUUGAGUUCUUUGAGAGUCUCAAGAUCUGAAUUUUAGACUCUAAGCUGAAUUUGAAAUUUUUUGACUCUAAAGUCGGAUCUCCUGCUACCCUCGCGAGUCCAGAUCUACUUCCGACGCAGAGUAUUUCUGGUUCACUGGCACCCAGCAUCAGUGUGCCAGCCUUGUCCGACAUCGGUGGGUCCUCCAUUCCGAAGAUUGGAGAUAGACUCAGCGAGUGCUCGCUUCGGGGUUUGGCCAAAAUCAAUGAGCAGCUUGAAGACGAGAACGCGGAAUCGCUAUCACCUGACAAGCACGACUCAGAGGAGCGGGACGAAGAUCGAGAAGUACUUGUUCGAAUAAGAGGCCAUUUUUGAAUAGAUUUUACCAUGCUGGUGCUGCACGACUGGCUCGUUGGAAUGUUGUAAUAUUCGAGUAUUAAAAAUAUUGAUGUUCACGUUGAGGGUGUAGUUGCGGCGGCGUAGUAAAAAAUUAGCCGAGAUGUAGUGCUUCUUAUCUUACUCAUGCUGUUACAAGUUUCGCUUUCGUUCCAAAAUCAGGAUACCCUUCCGAACGUCGGCUUCGCAACGACAGUUGUGCAGAGUUCUUUCGCGGAAGGGGAUGACUCGCUGAGCGGGACGUCGAAGACUGGCGAAGCUUCGCCUCUCUGUGCUUCCAUGACUAGUAGCUGUGCCACAACUGUGGUCUUGGCUGCAGAUUCGGCGGUCGAAGGAGUAGUGCAUUCUGGUAGCCCACCUGGCUUGCGCUCCCUUCUGGGCACCUCCACGUCACCACCGGCACCGCUUCGAUUAAGGGUUACCGAAUUACAUCCCGCACUACCCUUCUUGGCUCUUUAUUUCCUACCCGAAGAAAUGAAGCCAGGGAUGUCCCGAAGAGGAGUGUGUUGAUCGUAAUGCUGCACCCUCUAACUCAGCGGGCCGUGACGUUAGGCACCGCGGCCGGGCCAAUGCAUGUGACUGUGGCGAAAAACUUCAUGAAUUCUGGUGAUAUUCAGGACUCUAGCACAUCCCCGCGCCAACCGCAGGCGAGUGUCUUAGGACCAGAUGGAGCUGAGCCGCACCCGGGUGGACCGCAUACGUACGGAGCAGGUUUUCCCCACGACCG
This is a messenger RNA of Amoebophrya sp. A25, 2799 nucleotides long. The record is from the annotation of a GenBank genome assembly. NCBI's taxonomy places the organism in Eukaryota, Dinophyceae, Syndiniales, Amoebophryaceae.